AUGGCGCUGAACAAAGCCACGUUCGAGACCAUAAACCCAUCUCGAUUCAUCGCCUUCACCUUCCCCAACCCCCAAAAUCCCACCUCCCGCCUCCGAAUUGCCGUCCUCGACUCGCCAGGUCGACCGGCCGAUCCGCCUCGAGUGGCCGCCAUGUUCGUCCCCGACCGCCGCGAGUCCGACUGGAUCUUCUCCACCGAAUCCGGCCACCUCCAGCUCCUCCUCAACUCCCCCAGAAUCUCCCGCCUAAUCCUCGCCGGCAAUCAGCCCGGAGGAGAUUCCCGCCCUUCGAUGGAGAUUUACCGUCGUCAUCCGGUGGAAAACGACAUGUCGUACCGGAACGACCUCGAGGUUAGCUUGAACCCCCUUUUUCUCGCUUUGUCGCCUAAGUCCUGCUUCGAACACGGAAUUCCCGAGAUUCCCAUUUUGAGUUACGAGGAUAAUGUGAUUUCUAGUGUGGUUUUGGGAACUUUUGUUGGGUCUUUGGUUGGUGAAAUGUUGGUUGAAGAUGUGGAGAUUGAAAAUAAAAAGUGCUCAGAAAGGGAAUUUAGGAGGCGAUUGAGGUUUAAGAGAAUGCCCAAUUUGGUCCAAACUGAAGUACGCAUUGUUCCCAAGAUGGGUUUUGGAUCAGAUUGUGGGGGAAUUGGUGAAGUUGAGUUGUUUAGGCCUGAUGUUGGGGUUUUAGUACAUCCUUACUUGUCUCCAAUGGUGGCAAGCCUUGGGCUAAUUAGUGGUCAUAUUGAGGAAAGGUUUUGUGGUGGGUUUAUGCCAAGAGCUUUGUGUUUAGGAGUUGGUGGUGGGGCUUUGCUUGCAUUUCUCAGAACCCAACUGGGUUUUGAGGUAUUGGGUGUGGAAGAGGAUGAGGAGGUUUUGAAGGUUGGUAGAGAGUUUUUCGGAUUGGAAGAAUGUGAAUUUCUCAAAGUUUUUGUUGGGGAUGCGAUGGAGUUUGUUGAGAAAGUUGCUCUUUGUGCUCGUGGGGAGAAUGCAAGUUCUUUGAAUGGUUUUGACAUGGAUGGUGUUGGUGGUGAAUUUGAUGUUAUCAUGGUUGAUUUAGAUUCGUGUGAUGCCGAAAAUGGUGUGUGCGCUCCACCGUUGGCGUUUAGAAGGAAGCGUGUCCUUUUGGCUGCUAGAUCGAUUCUCUUUGAUAAGGGAAUCCUGGCUAUCAAUGUUGUUCCUCGGAAUAGCGCCAUUUAUGAGACAAUGAAGCAUGAUUUUCGAGAGAUUUUCAGUGAGUUGUACGAAAUAGAUGUGGGAAAUGGAGAAAAUUUUGUUCUUAUUGCCAUGGCAACACCCCGUACACCUUCAAUAAGCGACUCUGAUUAUUCUUUCAUUAGUAAGCUGCGAGGGGUUAUUUCAGGAGCAUUCAUGGAUUCGAUAAAGAAAAUUUGAAGUCUUGUUGUGAUCUUCGGGUGGUAGAGGAAGAUCUUAUCCAAAGACCCUCCGGGAGCCAGAGGAAUAUGGUUGAUUUGCUCUGGAUGCAAGGAGUAUUAAACCAGCCCGACUCUUCCCUUAAUAGUGCAUUGUCCACAGUAGUUUCUUCCCCACUAUGCCAUCCAAAAUUUAUAUCGGUCAAGACUACUGGACUUUCAGACACAGGCUAAACUUUAUUUCUUUGACUGCCAAUCACUUGCUCUUGCAUUUGAUGAUGUUUCUUCAGGUUGUAGCGGCAGUUGGAUUCAACAACAAGAGGCUUGAGAUUCCACCCAAUGCAAAUCCUCUAGUAGCCGCUGGGCCAAGGUUAAGCUGGGAACCAUAUCGACGCCCCUCAUUCUCGUAUGUCAUGGAAGCCUUGCACAUAUGAUAUUGAAUUCCUCAUAUCGACCUGGUUAACAUAUAAUAUGACCUGAAAUAACAGCAAGAACAAACAAGUGGCCAAUGAAGGCUCCUCAACCCUUUUUCUUUUUUCUUUUUUUUUUUUCCUUUCUUUCCCUUCUCAAAAAUUGAAAAUACAAUUUUAUACCCCCUAGAUUUUGUUGUAGUUAUUAGUCCUGUCUCAUAAACAUUUCUUGCUUUGUCACUGAGAACAAAAUCGUCUCUCUCUCUCUCUCUGGUUGUUGUUGCUUGUAUAAUUUGAACUGACUUGCCAAAAUAUAGUUUUGAUUAUCUAUGUCACUGAACUUGCAAGACCUAAACGUAAAAUUGAACAUAUGUAUAGCAAAGAAGAAAC
Messenger RNA from Morus notabilis, 2164 nucleotides. RefSeq names its product methyltransferase-like protein 13. The record is from RefSeq and is a predicted model, not a curated record. NCBI's taxonomy places the organism in Eukaryota, Viridiplantae, Streptophyta, Magnoliopsida, Rosales, Moraceae. The coding region runs from base 1 to 1386 and encodes 461 amino acids. The transcript has 4 exons.